CGGGGAAGAUGGCGGAUGACAAGGAUUCUCUGCCCAAGCUUAAGGACCUGGCAUUUCUAAAGAACCAGCUGGAACGCCUGCAGCAGCGUGUAGAAGACGAAGUCAGCAGUGGUGUGAGCCAGGAUGGCUCGCUCAUGUCCUCCCCAUUCCUCAAGGGCUUCUUAGCCGGCUAUGUGGUGGCCAAACUGAGGGCAUCCGCAGUAUUGGGCUUUGCUGUGGGUACCUGCACUGGCAUCUACGCAGCUCAAGCAUAUGCCGUGCCCAAUGUGGAGAAGACAUUGAGGGACUAUCUUCGGUCAUUGCGAAAGGGGCCUGACUAGCUCUGGAUCCCAUGGGGGAGGAAGGAUGAGCACCUCAGGCCUGCAGGUAGAGGUCUUUCAACCACAGAUG
Messenger RNA from Lontra canadensis (Northern American river otter), 390 nucleotides. Its product is annotated as SLC35A4 upstream open reading frame protein. The transcript has a single exon. The record is from RefSeq and is a predicted model, not a curated record. NCBI's taxonomy places the organism in Eukaryota, Metazoa, Chordata, Mammalia, Carnivora, Mustelidae. The coding region runs from base 9 to 320 and encodes 103 amino acids.